Molecule: messenger RNA, 575 nt
Organism: Fragaria vesca subsp. vesca
Lineage: Eukaryota; Viridiplantae; Streptophyta; Magnoliopsida; Rosales; Rosaceae
Exons: 5
Coding region: 90-575 (161 amino acids)
Source: RefSeq, a predicted model, not a curated record
GAGCUUGGGAGGUCUGCCGGUCUUUGUUUGGUAAGGAGACAAGAAGAAAGUCAUCACACUGAGAGUGAGUGGCCACCACCGAAAUUCCGAUGCUGGAAAAUCCUACAUCAGCGGCACCACCCGCCGCUUCAGAUCCAACCUCAGCUGUCAAGCGCUACGCUCCUCCCAAUCAGAGAAAUCGUGCUCUUAACAGACGCAAGUCCGCAGAGCGGUUUGAUCGAACUAACAAUCUACAUGGGAGUGAUUUGGAAAAGAAUCAAAUUGUCUUUUCAAGAGGUUCUGGUGUUAUAGAUCAUGGGGAUGGAGGUGGCAGCAGUCUUCUAAAUGAAAACUCUCAACCCUGUUUUAUAGCUUUGGAGGGGUGUUGCAGCAGUCAAGCUUUCGAUCUCUUGAAUAAUCGUUGGGCAGCCGCAAUGCAUUGCUUCAAUGAUCCAUCUGUAGAUCUAUCAGGUCAGUGGAAGAACUCUUUGUUAAUGGUUGCAGCAGGGGGUGCUGGGGCGCCUGGUUCUUCCAUGGACUUCUUGAGUGAACUUCACCGGUUGAAGCACAAUUUCAAUGUCAGUUCUGGAAUCUAG